GUCCUUCUCCAUACUUCUUAAACUUCUGGAAACAAGAUCAGGCUGAGGAUCCAAGAGAUUCCUGGGAGCUCUUCGGAAGAUUUAUAGGGUGUUUAAUGCUGUGAAUCUUUACCUACAGUCAACCCAUAUAACUAUGCAAGUCCUAUAUCACAAAAUGCUAAUAAGUGUCCAGUGACUUCAUUGCAAUGGAAGCAGAACCUGAGGUCAUUAUGAGCCCCUGAACUCCUCAAUGCUUGGGGAAUUGGGGCACACACACACACACACACAGAGAGAGAGAGAGAGAGAGAGAGAGAGAGAGAGACAGGCAGGCAGGCAGACAAACAAACACACUCGUCGUCAAAGCAGGUACAAGGAUCAGAAAGAAACUGUCUGGAAGACAGAGAUAGCUGCAGCUUCUAGGAUGCAGCAGUUGUGAAGGGGAAGUCUUCCCAAUCAACGGUAUGCCCAUGCCAAGGAAAAGCAUCACCUGCUUGAGGGGUGGUGAACCUGUGACCCUGCAGACAUGACUAGGCAUGGUGACUAAUGCUGAUGGGAGUUUGGAGUCCAACAACAUGUAGAGAGCAGCAUGUUGGCUACCCCUGCCUCAGACAGAGAUUGUGGUGAAUGGGUCUUGUAGGGCAGGAAACCAUUGCAGAACAGCCAGAAAAUAAAUACAAGGAGCCUAGCAGGCUGGGAGGACAGGAAAAAAGUGAUUUGGUUAUUUUACUUUUUGUUGUGCAAUUGGGUAGAAGUCUUUUCCUUACACUUCUAGAAGUGAAAGGAACCAGGAAUGACCUUUAAAAUGUUGGAAUACUGGGGAGAUGGGGUGGGGGCUCUAGGCCUCUUUGGCAUGUGGAAAACUAUCCUAGCAAGUGUUGCCAGGAGAUGUUAUACUGAUGACAACUGUUGCCUUGCUAAGAACAGGUUGUUGUUUUUUAAGGCUAUAAAGUGAAAACAAAACUGAAAAAGAUGUAUAAAUAUCUGAGGACUGAACGGAGAGGACGGUGAGAGCAAAACAUAAUGGCACAGGUAAGUACCUCUUUGCAUAGGAGACAUUGUCUAUCGAUCCCCACCCAGUCCAAAAUACCUUCCCUUUGAUUGUCUUCCCUUUGACUGUUUUUUCAAAGUAAGAGUUGCCACUUGACUUGCUGCUUGCCUUACGCUGCUAUCUCUGGCUACAAGCCAACGUAUGUUGAACAUAGUGAGACUAACUUCUGUGUAAGAAUGCUUAGGAUAGUUUUGUCUCUAGCUCAGAGCUUUCCAAACAGCGUGUUGCGACACAUUCAUGCGUCGGCUUCAGUGUGUCGGUGUUUUCACAUGAAUGCUGCCUGCGCUCCUCCCGGGCUGGAAAGGGGUUAGUUUAACCUCCGGUUUGCUAGUGAAACUGAAUUACUCUGUCACAAAAUGCUGCGUGUAUAAAAAGUGUGUCACCAGCAAGAAAAGUUUGGAAAGCUCUGCUUUAGCUCCUUCCCCCUGCCUUGCAAGUCUGACUUAGAAAAACCGUGGUGAAUAAUCACAGGGUCCAAAGGUUGAAAAAUUCAUCUACUUGUGAGGGAAGAGAGCGAGGCUCCUGCAAGCCAUGGAUACUAAGUUAUGAUUUCUUGCAAAAGAGAGCUUGGAAUCAAAUCCACGAUAAUAGCAGCAACUCAGUAAAGUGCUGGGCUCUGUACUGUUCAUAUGCUUGUAAUUGUAAGUUUUCUUGACUUAAAUAUUUUUGUUUAAGUUUGCUUGACUUUCAUUUUUAUACUUUAUUUUAUUAUGCAAUAGUUGAACUGCUUUUUGUUUCUACCUCUGGCUCGUUAUAAAACCAAUAAACAUUAAGUCUUUUAAAAAAAGAGCUGGGAAGGGAAACAAACCUCAAGAGCAGGAAACAGCUGUUAGGGGGAUUUCAAGAGCAGGAAACAGCUGUUAGAAUAGGGGGAUUUCCUCAGUGAAAGGGGAUUUCCAUCUGGCCUUGCAGCAUCUACAGUGGUACUUCUGGUUACGUACUUAAAUCGUUCCGGAGGUCCAUUCUUAACCUGAAACUGUUCUUAACCUGAAGCACCACUUUAGCUAAUGGUGCCUCCUGCUGCCGCUGCGCCACCAGAGCACGAUUUCUGUUCUCAUCCUGAAGCAAAGUUCGUAACCCGAGGUACUAUUUCUGGGUUAACAGAGUCUGUAACCUGAAGCAUCUGUAACCCGAGGUACCACUGUAUUGGAUGGGGCAGGAGGUGAUGUGGUGCUUUUCUCAGGCUUAAAGAACAUGAGAAUAGCUUGCAUCCUGUUCUCAUAGUGCAGUGGUGGCAAACCUAUGGCACUCAGGCCUCUCUGUGGGCAUGUGAGCCAUUGCCCCAGCUGGUAGCUUCCGUGCUUCCCCAGCUGAACAGUCGCGAUCCAGCUCCUGUUCCUGUGCAAGCAGCAACGCUGCCUAGCGGAGCAGCCCGAUCCCACUCCUAGUUGCCCGCCAGCGGGAGCAGGUGGGGCGGCGACAUUCCUUGCCUGCUCGCCUGCCACUCAGGCCCGGCCUUCCCUCACUCAGCGCCGGGGCUGCCACAGCUGGAGAAGGAAGUGGUUGCUGUUGUAGCAGCAGUGGCUGGAGCCAAGGCUCGCUUGUCACCCGCCUGCCAUCCCUCACUAGGAAAACGGAAGUGUGGCACUCAAAAUGGAAGUUAUAGGUCGGAGCUAAACAGUACAAAUUGAGAGCAUUUGCAGAUGACUUAGUACUGACGUUACAGGAGCCAGAAUCUAGUACCAAAAGGGUUUUAGAAUUGAUUCAAGAAUUUGGUCAAGUCGCAGGAUUUAAAUUGAAUAAGGUAAAAACUAAGGUUUUAGAGAAAAAUUUAACACCAAUAGAGAGAGAGAGGUUUCAGAAUGAGACAGGUUUAACAGUGGUCAAGAAAGUUAAAUACUUGGGGAUCAAUUUGACAGCAAAAAAUGGGAACUUAUUUAAAGAUAAUUAUGAAAAAUGUUGGGCUGAAGUGAAAAAAGAUUUAGAAAUUUGGUCAAAUUUGAAGCUUUCACUGCUGGGCCGUAUUGCUGCGGUUAAAAUGAAUGUAUUGCCUAGAAUGUUGUUUUUGUUUCAAACAUUGCAAAUUGUGGACAAAAUGGACAGUUUCAAGAGGUGGCAGAGAGAUAUUUCUAGAUUUGUCUGGCAGGGCAAGAAGCCCAGAAUAAAAUUUAAAAUACUAACAGAUGCAAAGGAAAGAGGUGGAUUUGCCCUGCCAGACCUUAAACUUUAUUAUGAAUCAGCAGCUUUUUGCUGGUUGAAAGAAUGGCUGCUUCUUGAAAACACUGACAUUUUGGAUUUGGAAGGUUUUAACAAUGUAUUUGGAUGGCAUGCAUAUCUGUGGUACGAUAAGGUCAAAGCACAUAAAGCAUUUAAAAACCAUAUUGUCAGGAAAGCAUUGUUUAAUGUUUGGAUAAGAUAUAAGGAUUUAUUGGAAAAUAAAACCCCAAGGUGGCUGUCACCGAUGGAAGCGAAAGCCUUGAAAAAGCUCAAUAUGGAGGUCAAAUGGCCGAAAUAUUGGGAAAUUUUGGAACAAGAUGGAGAUAGAUUGAAACUGCAGAGUUUUGAAAAACUAAAAACAAAGUGCGAGACUGGCUUCAUUAUUAUCAGAUAAUGGAGGCAUACAAUUUGGACAAGAAAAUCGGCUUCCAGGUGGAAAAAUCAAAAUUAGAAACAGAAUUGUUAGAACCCAAAACUAAAAUUUUGUCAAAGAUGUAUAACUUGCUGUUGAAAUGGAAUACACAGGAUGAAACAGUGAAAUCUGCUAUGAUUAAAUGGGCACAAGAUGUUGGACAUAAUAUUAUGUUUGCUGACUGGGAACAGUUGUGGACCACAGGUAUGAAAUUUACGGCAUGUAAUGCCUUAAGAGAAAAUAUUAUGAAAAUGAUAUACAGGUGGUACAUAACCCCAGUCAAGCUUGCAAAAAUCUAUCAUGUGCCUGAUAAUAAAUGUUGGAAAUGUAAAGAAACUGAAGGUACAUAUUUCACCUUUGGUGGACGUGCCCAAAGAUUAAGGCUUUCUGGGAGAUGAUAUAUAAUGAACUAAAAAAGGUAUUUAAAUAUACCUUCUUGAAGAAACCAGAGGCCUUUCUCCUGGGCAUAGUCAGCCAAUUGGUGUUAAAAAGGGACAGAACUUUCUUUAUGUAUGCUACAACAGCAGCAAGAAUACUCAUUGCAAAGCAUUGGAAGACACAAGAUUUACCCACACUGGAGGAAUGGCAGAUGAAAUUAAUGGAUUAUAUGGAAUUGGCAGAAAUGACUGGCAGAAUCCGUGACCAGGGAGAAGAGUCGGUGGAAGAAGAUUGGAAGAAAUUUAAAGACUAUUUACAGAAAUAUUGCAAAAUUAAUGAAUGUUAGAAUGAUGUUGGAUUGAAGUUAAGUGGUUUCUAGCUGUAUAAGUACAAAAGAAUAUGGAAAAAUUGGUUUUUAAUAUGUGAAAAUCUAAUGUUACAAUAUAUCAAGAUUAAGGAUUAGGAUUAAAAAGGAGGGAAAGGAAUUGUUGGAUUAACAAAUUGAAUUGGAAUACAAAAAGAGGAGGUAUGAGGAGGUCCGGGAAACAAGUAAACGUAAAAGAAGUGAGGAAAAGAUGGAAUUGUUUUUAACUGUUUUUUCUUUUUUUUUCUACUUUGUAUUUUUCCUUUUUAUUGUUAAUUUUUUAUUAAUUUGACUUUUUUUUUCUUUGAAACUUUAAUAAAUAUUAUUUAAAAACAAAAAAAACAAAAUGGAAGUUAUACUCAGAACAGAGCAUGUUCGGCUUCCGGAAAAGGUUCCAAAACCGGAACACUCAUUUCCGGGUUUGAAGUACAGUGGUACCUCGGGUUCAGUACUUAAUUCGUUCCGGAGGUCCGUACUUAACCUGAAACUGUUCUUAACCUGAAGCACCACUUCAGCUAAUGGUUAAAUACGCUUCAGGUUACAGAUUCUGCUAACCCAGAAAUAGUGCUUCAGGUUAAGAACUUUGCUUCAGGAUGAGAACAGAAAUUGUGCUCCAGCGGCGUGGCGGCAGCAGGAGGCCCCAUUAGCUAAAGAGGUGCUUCAGGUUAAGAACAGUUUCAGGUUAAGAACAGACCUCCAGAACGAAUUAAGUACUUAACCCGAGGUACCACUGUAAAAGAAAAGGCUGCCUCUGUGGCUGUGAUCCUAUGUAUUUGGGAGUGUGUUUCAUUGAACCUAGUGGGACUUACUUCUGAAUAAACUUCCACAGCUGUUUUACGACGGAAUACAUUGGCCCACUUACGUCUUGCAGAGACCAAAGCCUGGAGACCAGAUUGAGAUUUCUCGAUUAGGUUCCCGACACUGGGCUAUCUACGUAGGUGAUGGAUAUGUGGUCCACCUGACUGCUGCAGGUAAGAGCUUCUCAUUAUUUCCUAGAAAGGGUGGUUUUAUGAGAGGGAAGAAUAUGAUAGAGAUCACUGGCAGAUUACCCCUGAAGAAACACAGCCCUUGGGGGGGGGGGAGGUUCCCCACCACUGGCUUAGGGACUAAUUGUUGCUGGAAGUUCUAUGUCCUGAUACUUGCAAUUGUUGUAAGCCAGUUAGAGGACUGCUUUGUAGCCAAGAGAUUGCAUUCUGGUUGGUUGUAAGUUGUUUUGGGUUGCCUUGGGCAAGAUAAGAGUGACUAACAAUUUUUUAAAAAAUAAUAGUAUUUGUCAAAAGAACAACAACAACUGAUGUCUUCUUGAAGACAAUGUUGUUGAUGAAAUGCAGGGAAUCCAGGCCUAAUGGUCACUGUUUCUGAGUUUCUUUUCUCUCUCUGUUCUUGAGAUGGGAGUACAGGAAGUUUUUUCUCUAUUUCUCUACCUGCCGACACAAAAAAGGCAGUGGUGAAGAAAGAAAAGCUUUCAUAUGUGGCGGGGAUAAGCGACUGGAAGGUCAACAACAAGAAGGACAGAAAAUAUAAAGCCAGGCCUGUAAGCAAAAUAAUUAGCACUGCAAAUGAAUAUGUUGGGAUGGAGAUAGACUACAAUGUGGCCACAAAGAACUGUGAACAUUUUGUCGCCGAACUACGAUAUGGCCCAUCUGACAGUAGACAGGUGUGUAGAAUUUAUUCACGUUUUCGUAGUGGCAAUCUGUGCUGUGAUAUUGAAAUUCUUUCUAAACUCUUGAUCCUGGAAAAUUAGGUGAGAUUAAGAAGCAGUUAAUUUACUUUAUUUUUAUGUGAAUAUAAUAGUUGAGGAAAAGCUGCCAAAUGAUAGAUAUAAAAUACUAAUAAAAGCUAAUAAAAGACUGAUAAAAAUAAUAAAAACCGCACGACUGAUGCGGAGCUCACGCCUAUGCUACCACUAAUGACGCCAUCUUUACUUGUAGUAUAUUGAAGGACUGCAAACCAGAACAGAAAAAAAUGGAUAUCAUAACUUCUAAAAGUAACUUGAGUUCACACAUUCAAAUUGUCUGAAGGAACAAAUGAAAAAAUUAAAAACUCAGAACUCAGGUUUUCCAAAUUAAUGAAAGGCUUGUACCCUGAUGAAAAACGUUGGGUCUGGACUUCCGGAGGUGGCGCCAUCGGUAAUGGCGGAUUCCCUCUGAUCUGGAGGGAACUGGCUCCACAGAAAUCGGGUCUAACACCACUUCGGCGCAGCGGGGACCCCUUAAAUCACAGGCGGGUGAAGCCUGUGACCCUGGGACUCGGCGGGCACUGUCUGCGCCCCCCCAAUCGGCAAAGGAACCCGGCAACGGGCUCUGGAGCAGAGCAGGGAAGUGGCGCUGUGCUGUGAGUCGUCUGCUUCUUCUGUGGAGUGAAGCCGCGCAGCUGUUGCCGGAGAGCGCUGCCUUUUUCCUGAGACAAUUUGGCUUUGAAAACAACGAUCCGUGUGUAGGAUAAUCUCGUAAUUAAAGGAACUGUACAAAAUUUGGAAUAAUUUGGUACCGAAGCGGAGAGGUAUAUAAAGGAAGUCUGCCUCCCGCUCUUGUAAACAGAACAAAGCAUUGAACUUGAAAGCGGAAGCUUCAAAAGACGCGUAAAAGGAUUACAAUCCGACUAUCAAAACUGUGAUUUCCCCCCCUCGAUGUGGGGGAGGAGGGGGGAGAAGGUUUGAACGUUAUUUCCCUAAAAAAGAGAGGAAGAGGAGACAAAAACCACCGCUCAAAACCCCGGAACAGGUUCCCAGUGUCAGUAAGAAGCCUUAUUACCGUGCUGUCUCUGAACGUAUUUUCUGACAGUUAGCUCUGCAUUUGAGAUACAAUUUGGUUACAAUAUUGCUGACAGGUAUCUCCUGGUUUUAAAGAUAGAAACUGUUGCCUUUUUGGUGAAUUGGGGGACUAAAGGGAGAAGUAAAUUACUUUAAGAUCUUUAUGACUGUUACAGUGUCCCCCUAGUGGAAUUUGGAACUUGUUACAACUGCAGCUGGCCUGAGGGAAUCUUCCACAACAAUUUCCUGGGAACUUUCCAUUUCAAAACAACUUUGACUCUGACUGUGUGACUGACCUUGGGUUUUAUCUUGAGGGUUAUGGCAGAUGGGAAAGAGAAGAUAGAUUUGUUACAAGCAACGAGGUCUGGCAGAGUAUUUCGCACAGACGGUGAACUGCAAAGAAGGGCCUCGACAUCUGGCCCCCCCGGAGUUCCAACAGCAACCUCAUCGGCACAACCCAAAACUAAAGGUAUGGCAGCUGACGAUGCCCUGGCUCAGGCACUAGCUAAACUUAAUGAAUCUUUGGAUAGAAUAAGUAAACAAGCAGCCGCGGCAUCGGAUAAGAUUGAUCAAAAUACGACAAGUAUUAAUCAAAAUACGGCAAGUAUCAAUAAUUUGGGACAGAAAGUAAAUACUAAUACAGAAACUAUUCAGAAAUUAUUACAGGAAUCUGGUUCGACACGUAAGACUGCCGAAGAGGCUAAAGAAAUUGCUACUGCUACAUAAACAACUUGAAGACCAUAAGUCAAUUCUGUCUAUGAUCGAGUUGAAGGAGAAACAAGUGAACUUAAGGGUCAGGGCUGUACCUGAAGUGGAGAAAGACAAUUUGAUUGAAUUUCUUACGCAGGAAUUCCUAGAUUUUUGGAACCCAGAUUUGGGGAAAGACAGUUUUAAGAUAGUGAGUGCUUUUAGACUUGGAAAAGGAGGGAGAAAGAACAGGGUGAGAGACUGUUUGAUCACUCUCCGAACAAAAGAAGAGAGAGACAAGAUUUUGAGUCUGCAUUUCCAGAAGACUUUGGAAAUACAACAGUCAAAAGUGGAGAUAUUCAAGGAUAUUCCGAAACAUCUUCUGGACCUUAGGUUUAACUACAAAGACUUGGUCACCCUACUCAUCGCAAAGUAUUGGAAGACACAAGAGCUACCCACACUGGAGGAAUGGCAGAUGAAAAUGAUGGACUACAUGGAAUUGGCGGAAAUGACUGGCAGAAUCCGUGACCAGGGAGAAGAGUCGGUGGAAGAAGAUUGGAAGAAAUUUAAAGACUAUUUACAGAAAUAUUGCAAAAUUAAUGAAUGUUAGAGUGAUUUUGGAUUGAAAUUAAGUGGCUUCUAGCUGUACAGGCUUUAAAGUUAUAAAUAGAUCAAGAUUAAGGAUUAGGAUUAAAAAGGUUAAAAGAAUGGAAAAUUGGUUUUUAAUAGGUAAAAAUUUAAUGUCAUAUUAUAUUAAGAUUAAGGACUGGGAUUAAAAAGGAGGGAAAGGAAUUGCUGGACUAACAAACUGAAUUGGAAUACAAAAGAGGGAGGUAUGAGGAGGUCCGGGAAACAAGUAAAUGUAAAAGUAGUGAUGAAAAGAUGGAACUGUUUUUAACUGUUUUUUCUUUUUUCUUUUUGUAUUUUGUAUUGUGUACUUUUCUUUUUAUUCUUGAAUUUUUCUUUUUUGUUGAUGUGAUUUUUUCUUUGUGAAACUUUAAUAAAUAUCAUUAAAAAAAAUGAAAAAUGUUGGGUCUGUAUUCUUUUAAUAUUUUUCUAACUAUAGCCACAGAACUCAGAUUUUUGCAUGAAAGCAUGUUCUGUUACAAGGAAUUAAUUUUUAAAGCAUAUUUUAAACCCAGAGUUAAUUGCCUUGGAAUCUGAAUUUCAAAUCUGGCUAUUUUCUGUCUCCAAAAGAAACAUUUAAAGCAAAGUUUCAUAUCAACUCAGUUGUGAGAAAUGAAGGACCAUCAGCCACUGUGAAUAAAAAUGCUUAAAUCUCUUAUUUUUUGCAGGUGGAAGAACCUUCUUUUCUAAACUGGAUAGCAGACCAGAUCGGUUGGUAAACACCAUUAGUUGGUGUUCAAUAUAUGAUGAGACAUGUGAACAAUCUAAAAGACUGUUGGAGGACAAUCCUAGGCUGGCUUCUAACAAGAUCCCAUUAUAAAAGAACAACAGUUAUUGAAUAAAAACGAAAACAUCAAAUCAAUCAAGAAUUAGGUUUUCUGUCUUCAUCCAUUGGUGUGAAUUUUGAAGGAUGGCUCUGUUUCAGUUUGUGCAUUGUUUUGUAAAGUGCAGAGUAGUUAAGAAUUUGAAUGUGAAUUGAAUCAAAUUUCUCCCUGCUACCUCUAGAUGUGGCAGAGGACACUGAUCAACGUUGAAGUAAGGUUCAGUUGCCAGUCUGGUCAACUUCUUUACUUGGAAUGGAGGAUGCCGCCAUCUUGUUUCAGGCCACCCUUGACACGUACAACGUUUCGCUGCAGGCCUCGGUUGUUAAAAAUCAAUACGUG
Messenger RNA from Podarcis lilfordi (Lilford's wall lizard), 9567 nucleotides. NCBI's taxonomy places the organism in Eukaryota, Metazoa, Chordata, Lepidosauria, Squamata, Lacertidae. The record is from the annotation of a GenBank genome assembly.